Molecule: messenger RNA, 2881 nt
Organism: Conger conger (European conger)
Lineage: Eukaryota; Metazoa; Chordata; Actinopteri; Anguilliformes; Congridae
Product: porphobilinogen deaminase-like
Exons: 14
Coding region: 192-1271 (359 amino acids)
Biological process (GO): heme biosynthetic process
Cellular component (GO): cytoplasm
Molecular function (GO): hydroxymethylbilane synthase activity
Source: RefSeq, a predicted model, not a curated record
ACGGAAGUGACAUUCCCUUCCCUGGAGGUCGGGGAAGGAAGGCUACCGGCAAAAUGUGUCUGUCUUCCUCUUCAUUGUGAUAUCUUAAAUCAAUACAGGCGAAACGCGCAGUUCAAUGUAUUCGGUGGGGAACUGUCAUCGGUACAGUCAAUCUGUCGGAUUCUAUCGCUGGAUUUAAAAAGCACGCCAGUAUGUCGGGUGAGAGCAGUACUCAGGACGGCAAUGGGACAGCUGGGAGGGUCAUUCGGAUUGGAACAAGAAAGAGCCAGCUGGCUCGCAUCCAGACCGACAGUGUGGCUGAGAAGCUAAAGGAACUCAAUCCAAAUGUCCACUUGGAAAUUGUUGGCAUGUCGACAACAGGAGAUAAAAUCCUGGAUACAGCUUUAUCAAAGAUUGGACAAAAGAGCCUUUUCACUAAAGAGCUGGAGAAUGCACUGGAGAGAGACGAAGUGGACUUGGUAGUGCACUCCCUGAAGGACCUGCCUACCACACUGCCCCUGGGGUUCACUAUUGGAGCCGUGCUCAAGCGUGAAAAUCCACAUGAUGCUGUGGUCCUUCACCCAAAGCAUGCAGGGAAAACACUGGACACCCUGCCAGACAAGAGUGUGAUUGGCACCAGUUCUCUUCGGCGUGCGGCACAGCUGAAGAAGAGGUUCCCUCACUUGGAGUUUAAAGACAUUAGAGGAAACCUCAACACUCGACUGAAGAAGCUGGACGAGAAGGACGACUUCGCCGCCAUCAUACUCGCCACGGCAGGGCUGAGACGCAUGGGCUGGGACAGCCGCGUGAGCCAGAUACUAGGUCCUGAAGACUGUAUGUAUGCUGUUGGGCAGGGGGCGCUAGCAGUUGAGGUGAGGGCGAGAGACAAGGACAUCCUGGAGAUGGUGUCCGUCAUGCACGACCCCGACACUGUGCUGCGCUGCAUCGCUGAGAGGGCCUUCAUGCGACAGCUGGCAAGGGGCUGCAGUGUACCGGUGGCAGUGCACACAGAAGUGAAGGACUUUCAGCUCUACCUGACUGGCGCUGUGUACAGCCUUGAUGGCUCGGACAGCCUGAAGGAGACCAUGCAGACCAGCGUCGAGCCAGGCAAUGAGGUGGAGGAGGCGGCGGUGGACGAGGGCGCCCAUCGGGUGGGGGUCACGGCCAGCAACGUGUCGCAGGCGGCCCAGGACGCCGCAGAGAAGCUGGGGAUGGACCUGGCCAAGCUGCUGCUCAGCAAAGGGGCCAGGGAGAUCCUGACUGUGGCCAGGCAGCUCAACGACGCGCGCUGACGUUCCCCCUCCUGGGCCUCACUCUCACAUGUAGGACCAACCAUCCUGACUUUGUACGCCUGUGCGUGGCAGAGAGGGGGCGAAAUCUGCAGCCGUUAUGAGUACAAAUGGGUGUCCUUCACUGAUCACGGUAAACCCAGGGAUCGUGUGUGGUUGGACGUUGUUAAUCAGUCUGCCAUGUGAGGCUCCUCUGGUGCUAAUAUGAAAAACUCAUCCGGGGUUUUCUUUUACAUACUUGCAUACUUCUAUAUCGCUUCAAAAAUAUAUAUAGUGCCGAUUUCACAGGCACGGAUGAAGCUUUAAAAUUGAGACAAAAUCGAGUUUUGUAUGGGGAAUCUCCAUUCAAAAUUGAAUUUGGUCGAGGACGAAGCUUAAUCUGUGUCUGUGAAACUAGACCAAAAGCAUUAUGGGCAACCGUUAUAGAAAUCCCAAUAGCAGUAGUGUCCUGGAAUGCUGAUCAUGUUCGAACUCUUUCGGCACAUAACACAUCUGACAUGCUGGCAUCUAAACGAUGCAAACACUUGAGCAGCACUGGAUAUUUUCAUAGUGGCACUAGCUGCAAUUUCAUACUUUCUUGAACCCUCUGGUCCAGAAAGAUGCAGUGAAAGCUUGUGUGUGAAUGUUCUGAGAUUGGUUUGAAAUAUGCUACAUAAAUAUUACAUUUAUUAUUAUUUCACUCACCACCUGAGUAAUUUCAGGGUCAGGUUUGUGAAUGCACCGGGAUUUUACAGGAAAGGUUAUUUUUGUAAAUGAGGAUGUAAAGGAGAUGGUUGUAAGUUAGCUGUAUGACAAAGAACAAUGUUGCUGAUGCACUUCAAACGCCAUGCGUGCCAUAAUUUUAUGCGACUGAUCUAAAUGUCCUUCCCUAAUACAUGGGAAUGGCCCAGCAGUUACUCUGCAGAAGGCACAAUGUCAUAUCCACCCAGCAAACUAUAUGAAUGUCAUAAAGUAAACUGGCACAGUAAAUUAUGUGACUGUGAAGAAGUUCCUCCACCAUCUCUGCAGUGCUUCCAUAGCUGCAGAACAGACAGAGCGAUUAGCCCUUUCGGUCCCAAGCCAUAUGGCACCAAUCAAAAUGAUGGCUAUACUAUAGUUUUGAGCCGCUAUUAAAACCCUAAAAAGAUUUCUCAACCAAAGCCAACAUUGGGAUUUGGGUGGAGCCACUUUAUAUUGGGCUUGGGACUGAACGGGUUAAAAUCCACAUUCAUGGGCCAGUAUGGCAUGCUGGAAAAAGCUCUAAACAAUCCAAAGGUUACUUGCUCAGUUCUAAUAUCAUCCCACAUUCGCCUGUGUCCAUUAUCCGUAUAGCUGUGUGUUUUUAAAAGGUUUUAGCUAAUGGAUUUGAAUUUAAUAUUGAGCCUGAAAUGUAAACCCACACACUUCUACAGUGUAAACCGCAAUAAACGCAGAGCGUAUAUGGACAUUCUGCUGAUGCUGCAGUAUGUGCCUUCUAAAUGUAAACAUGCUGAUCAACCUUACAUGAGCCAUCAAUAUAUAAACGCACUCAUUGGCCUUACGUUAGUGUUUACACAAACAAAACUACUGUAUAAUUUUACUGUCUCGUUUAUGCUUUGUCUGUGAGUUAUAAUAAAGCUAUUUCUUACAAAGUA